AUGACAGCUAAUGGAAUAGUUGCUUUUGAAAAUUCUGAAAUAUCAUGGCCACGUUCAGUUCGAUUUUGGCUUUUACUUAUAUUUGAUAUUCCAUCAAUAGCAUGUUCAAUUUUUGUUCUUUAUCAUUUAUUAAUGAAUAGAAAAUCUCGUUAUGCAUUACAUAAUCAUACAAUUAUUAUUUUAUUAAUUAUAGCACUUAUGUUUCAAUUAACUGAUAUACCAUGGUAUCUUGAUUUUAUUCGACAAGGUUUUGUUUGGCCACAAAGUCCUAUUCGUUGUCUUACAUGGUGGUUAAUUGAUCUUGGUUUUUAUAAUACAGCUUCACUUAUUCUUGUUUGGACAUCAAUUGAAAGACAUAUUCUUGUUUUUCAUGAUCGAUGGAUAUUAACUUCGAAAAAACGUUUUUUAAUUCAUUAUCUUCCAUUAUUUAUACUUAUUCUUUAUUCAAUUAUUUAUUAUACAAUUGUUAUAUUUUUUCCACCAUGUCAUCAUACAUAUAUAUAUGUAUUACCUGUAUGUGCUGCAUCACCAUGUCAUCUUUUUCAUCCUAUAUUAGGUUUAUGGGAAAUGGGUAUACAUGGAUGUUUAUCAACAAUACUUGUUGCAUUUUUUAGUAUUUCUUUACUUAUUCGUGUUAUUGUUCAUAAACAUCGUCGUCAUCGAGUAUUUCGAUGGAAAAUCUAUCGUAAAAUGAUUAUUCAAUUAUUAUCUAUUUCAAUACUUUAUUUACUUUUAAAUUUUCCUAUUAUGAUUAUGUCUGUUGCACAUCUUUGUGGUUUACCAGCAUAUGUUGGUGUUGAAGCACAACAGAUCACAUUUUUUCUUACAUAUUGGGUUAUGUUUCUUUUACCAUUUGUAACAUUAUCAUCAUUACCUGGUUUACGAAAAAAAAUAUGUACAAUAGGAUUUUUAAAAUGUCAUCGUCAAAAAACUUUUACUAUGACAAUGAAAAGAAUAAUUAGGGCCGAUUAA
Molecule: messenger RNA, 972 nt
Organism: Rotaria sordida
Lineage: Eukaryota; Metazoa; Rotifera; Eurotatoria; Philodinida; Philodinidae
Source: the annotation of a GenBank genome assembly